Molecule: messenger RNA, 912 nt
Organism: Zootoca vivipara (common lizard)
Lineage: Eukaryota; Metazoa; Chordata; Lepidosauria; Squamata; Lacertidae
Source: RefSeq, a predicted model, not a curated record
AUGGCGCUGGACCACCCCAUGAGACCGACCCUUUGUCCGUUCAGCGGGUCGCCCUCCUUGCUGUUAUGCUACUCCCGGACUGCGCUGAGUCAACUGAUAGAGGCCACCACCGAGCCGCCGAAAAAGAAACCGGACCCCAUCACAUCGGAGACUGUGGUGAUCUGGGGCUUGCGCCUCUGGCAAGUGGUCGGGAUCUUUGCCCUAUUUGUCAUGAGCGUCAUCAUCACUCUGUGUUGCAUCUUCAAAUGCCGCAUCCCUCGGACCAAGAAGGAGAUCGAGGCUCGCUACGCCAAACGCCAGGCUGCCAAGACCUACGCCGACAAGCUGGACACCGUGCCUCCGCUCAAUGAGCUCACCGAGAUCCCAGGAGCAGAAGGAAGCAAAGAAGAGGAGGAGGUGCCCACGGUCUCCGGAAAGGUUGAUGCCCAGAAGAAGAAGAAGAAAGACGAUAAGAAGUCAAAGAAGAAGGAAGGAGAGGAGGAGGAGGAGUCCCAGAAGGAAGAGAAAGGGGGGAAAGAGGGGAAGAAGAAGGGAGGAAACAAGAAAGGAGGGGAGAACCAGAAGGAAGACGAGAAAAAGAAAGGGGAAGAGGAGGGUGGGGGCAAGGACAAGCCCAAGGGUGCCGGUGCCAAGGGAGGGGGCAAAGGGGCUGGGAACCCCAAGGGAGCUGGGGCCAAGGGAGCUGGGGGCCCCAAAGCUGGCGGCGCUGCCAAGGGAGGGGGGCAAGGGCCUGGGACCCCCAAAGCUGGCGGUGCCAAGGGAGGUAGGCAAGGGCCUGGGACCCCCAAACCCGGAGGUGCCAAGGGGGGUGGGCAAGGGCCUGGGACCCCCAAACCCGGAGGUGCCAAGGGAGGCGGGCAAGGGAGCGGGACCCCCAAGCCUCCAGCCAAGAAGCCCCCACCGAAGAAGUGA